Eurypyga helias (sunbittern) is the source of this 629-nucleotide messenger RNA. RefSeq names its product peroxiredoxin 3 (gene PRDX3). Gene Ontology annotation, cellular component: mitochondrion; cytosol. The transcript is spliced from 5 exons. Gene Ontology annotation, biological process: cell redox homeostasis; hydrogen peroxide catabolic process; response to oxidative stress. Gene Ontology annotation, molecular function: thioredoxin peroxidase activity. The record is from RefSeq and is a predicted model, not a curated record. The annotation marks the transcript as partial. Lineage: Eukaryota; Metazoa; Chordata; Aves; Eurypygiformes; Eurypygidae.
CCCGCAGCUCUGUUUUCUCCCCCGCAGGCACCUCGCGGUUUGCUCCAGCGGUUACGCAACACGCCCCGUUUUUUAAGGGAACGGCCGUUGUUAACGGAGAGUUCAAGGACCUGACCCUGGAUGAUUUCAAGGGGAAAUACCUCGUUCUCUUCUUCUACCCCUUGGACUUCACCUUUGUCUGCCCCACAGAAAUUGUGGCUUUCAGCAACAAAGCAAAUGAAUUUCGUGAUGUGAACUGUGAAGUGGUGGCAGUUUCUGUGGAUUCUCAUUUUUGUCACCUGGCCUGGAUAAAUACACCACGAAAGAGCGGCGGUUUGGGCAAAAUGAAUAUUCCAGUUCUGUCAGACCUCACAAAACAAAUCUCCCGUGAUUAUGGCGUGCUGCUAGAGGGACCUGGCAUAGCACUAAGAGGUCUCUUCAUCAUUGAUCCAAAUGGGAUCAUCAAGCAUCUGAGUAUCAAUGAUCUCCCCGUCGGUCGUAGCGUGGAAGAGACCCUCCGCUUGGUGAAAGCAUUCCAGUACGUGGAAACCCAUGGAGAGGUUUGCCCAGCAAACUGGACUCCAGACUCCCCUACGAUCAAGCCAAGCCCAGAAGCUUCUAAAGAAUAUUUUGAGAAAGUGCAUACAUAA